AUGUCUCAAAAAUCUACCGAGAAAUAUGAAGUGGGUGCCGAGGUGCAUCCUGUCCAGACCCCUAAAGACUUUAUCACCUACACAUCCGAGGAGGAAAGAGCUGUUGUCAAGAAGAUUGAUCUCUAUGUCUUACCAUUGAUGUGCUUGGUGUUUUUCUCGCAAUACUUAGACAAGACAUCGUUGUCAUAUGCAGCUAUUUUCGGUGUCCGGACCGAUCUCAACCUCGACGGAGACCAGUACAGUUGGUUGACCUCCGGUUUCUACAUUGCUCAGCUUGGAUCUCAGUUUGUCUACAUGUACGCUUUGAGUUUGUUUCCAAUCAAAACAGUGACCAGCGGAUGUAUCAUUAUCUGGGCCGCGGUCUGUAUGUUACACGCUGCUCCUCACAAUUUCGCUGGCUUGAUGACUUUAAGAGCCUUCCUUGGUUUUUUCGAAGGAUGCGUGUCGCCGUCGUUUGUGAUUGUAACAUCAGUUUACUAUAAAAAGGCGGAACAUAGUUUGAGAACCGCUAUCUGGAUUUCUUGCAAUGCAAUUGCUCAAAUUAUCGGAACAUAUCUAUUCUAUGGUAUCGGCAAAGGGGAAGACUCUAUUGCCAUGGAAGCAUGGAAACUUGGAUUUUUAGUCUGUGGUGCGUUCACUUUGGUGGCUGGAGUUCUGUUCUGUGUGUUGAUUCCGUUGCACCCUUCAACUGCCUGGUUCCUCAACGAACGUGAACGAGAAAUAGCCAGCCAUAGAAUACUUGCCGAGUCCGACCGUGGUGAGAAAGACAGCUGGAACUGGGGUCAAGCAAAGGAAUGUCUAACUGAUUGGAUCACAUGGAGCUCUUUCCUGUUCGGCUUUUUGAUCACCGUUACGUCGGGACCGAUCUUGUUUUCUACAUUGAUGAUCAAUGACUUCGGUUACGACAAGUUCAAGACAAUGGAAUAUUCCUCGCCAUCAGGUGCAAUCCAAUUCUUAGUGAUUUGGAUAGGAGUUGGAAUGUUGCUGAUGAUUCCAAAACAAAGAUGCAUAGUUAUCAUGAUUUUGACACUAGUACCAUUAGCAGGAAAUAUCAUGCUCGUUUGUAUGCGUCACAGCAGUGGAUGGGGAGUCAUCACUGGGGGCUGGCUCGGAUCUUGUAUCACCUCGUUCUAUUGCAUCCUUCUCAGCUUGAACGCUUCCAACGUCAGAGGUAACACCAAGAAGUCGAUCGUGAAUAAUGCUUUUUAUGUGGGAUACGCACUAGCAGGUAUCGUCUACCCUCAAUGGUGGGACUACACGAAGGAUCCUACAUAUUUCACAGGAUUGGUUGCAAACAUUGCGUUCUGGGGAGUCUUUGAGCUCAUCGUUUUUGGAUACAGGUUUAUGUGUAUCAGGGAGAAUCGUCGUCGUGAUCGACUGCAGGCAGAAGGCAAGAUCCCAGAUUAUGAUCCAGACCAUGAUCUUACUGAUAAACAGGAUCUAUAUCACCGCUAUAGUUACUAA
Ogataea philodendri is the source of this 1464-nucleotide messenger RNA. RefSeq lists its product as uncharacterized. Gene Ontology annotation, cellular component: plasma membrane. Gene Ontology annotation, biological process: dipeptide transport; allantoate transport; transmembrane transport. Bases 1 to 1464 code for a protein of 487 amino acids. Gene Ontology annotation, molecular function: allantoate transmembrane transporter activity; dipeptide transmembrane transporter activity. The record is from RefSeq and is a predicted model, not a curated record. The transcript has a single exon. Lineage: Eukaryota; Fungi; Ascomycota; Pichiomycetes; Pichiales; Pichiaceae.